AGAUAAUAAUAAGAUCAUCAUCAUCACCAUGCAGCUUCUCCUCCCUACAUCUUCUUUCAAAACAAAAGCCACCGUCUUAAUUUCCGGCGUCCUUUCUUUUGCGGCGGCGGUGAGCUUCACCAUCCCAUCCGUUUCCCAUUUCGCGGCGUCUUGCUUCCCCAUCAUUUACGAUAACACCGUCUUCCUCCUUAAACCACCGUAUCUUUACCUAGUUAUCAACAUUAUCAUUCUCUCCAUCUUCGCUACGUCUAAACUCACACAUAAAUCAUCUUCCAGUACUGACGAUUCUGAUACGGUACUACCGUUACCUACUUAUAUCGACACUGGUUAUCUAAACGUGCCUCACGUCCUCGCUUCUGACUAUACCGGAGAGAAUGACGCGAUGGUAUCAGAUCAUGUCCACGAAGUCAUCGCUGAUGAUAAGGUGAUAGAAGAAGUUCAAGAGACAGAGACGGAGAAACCAAUAAUAACGAGUAACGGUUCACCAGAACCGGAGACGGAUAAACCAAAACCGGAAGAUGGUUCGCUGGAGAUUCCGGUUUUAAAGAACACGAGGAAACCACCUAGGUUCGGUCGGCAAAAGUCGUUUAAAGGUAGUCAAGAAGGAAAGAAGUCUGCGUUGGGAGUGACGAAGCCACCGAGGAGGCAGGACACACUUGAGACGACGUGGAAAAAGAUAACGGAAGGACGCUCGCCGCCGUUAGCGAAGCACUUCAAGAAAGCUGACACGUGGCAAGAAAGGUCGAAGGAGAAGAUAUUGACAAAGUCUGGGAGCUUAAAACGCGAGGCUUCACCGGGUCAGGAGGAGCUGAACCGGCGCGUGGAAGCGUUUAUCAAGAAGUUCAACGAAGAGAUGAGACUGCAAAGAUUAGAAUCUUUGGCUAAGUAUAACGAAAUGGUGGUAAAUGGAGGGACUCGUUUGUAAAUAAAUAUUCGUGUUUUUUCUUUUCUUAGCUGUCGGAGAAGAGGACGGCACCGGCACAGUCGCAAAUGCUGACUCUUUUUUUUUUUUUAGAACCACUAAAAUGGUUUUUAUUUUUGUCUUCAUGGGGAAGAUAAAAAUGUGUGUAUGAUUGUUGUAUUUAUAUGCAUUCAAAAAAUCACAUUAUUCAUGUGGUUUUAAAUGAAUGACAAUAUGUAAACAGAGACUAGACUACUAGUGAUUGAAUCCAUUGUUUGUCUGGUUUAUAAAGAUUUUACAUUCUAUAGACAAUAUUACUA
Messenger RNA from Eruca vesicaria subsp. sativa (arugula), 1221 nucleotides. The record is from the annotation of a GenBank genome assembly. Lineage: Eukaryota; Viridiplantae; Streptophyta; Magnoliopsida; Brassicales; Brassicaceae.